AUGUGGGUUUUAUGUAAUCGCUUUUUAUUUUAAUAAACUUUCUCGACUAAAUUAGAAAUCUAAGGAUUAUGUUAAACUAACAUAAUCUAAAAAAUAUAUUUCAAAAUUUUCUAUGCUCACCUUAAUAUUGUUUAUUUUUGGAAUAUAUUUUAAUAUUUUGAGUACAAAAAGUAAAAGGAUUAAAAUGCUUAUAUAUUUGAAGUGUGUAAUUUAAAUUAUUCUCUGAUGACUUAAUUAUUUAUUACAAUUCUAAAAGAUACAAUAAAAGUGAAAUUUGUAAAUAAACAUGAAUCAUUCUAAGUUAACAUACUAAAAAAAAAAAUGAUACUAAUUCAAGUAUUCAGCCAUUCAAAGUAAGAGUUAGAUCAUAGUUAUUGUUUUAAAUUAUUCGAAAUUUAACAAUUUAAGAAUAGCAUUCUGACAAAACUAUUUUCAAAUACAUAAAGCUUAAUAAAAAAAAGGAUAUUAUUAUUAAAUAAACUAAUAUCUUACAAUUAAUUUAUAAUAUUUUAAGCGUAUUUUUAGGUAAAAUUUUGUGAUAAAAAUAAAGCAAAAUUUACAUUAUUAGCAAUGCUUAAUAAAAUGAAUAAAUAUGAUAAAUUAUGA
Molecule: messenger RNA, 606 nt
Organism: Paramecium sonneborni
Lineage: Eukaryota; Ciliophora; Oligohymenophorea; Peniculida; Parameciidae
Source: the annotation of a GenBank genome assembly